Solanum stenotomum is the source of this 3108-nucleotide messenger RNA. RefSeq names its product putative pentatricopeptide repeat-containing protein At1g74580. Bases 268 to 2700 code for a protein of 810 amino acids. The transcript is spliced from 3 exons. NCBI's taxonomy places the organism in Eukaryota, Viridiplantae, Streptophyta, Magnoliopsida, Solanales, Solanaceae. Gene Ontology annotation, molecular function: protein binding. The record is from RefSeq and is a predicted model, not a curated record.
CAGUGACGGGCAUUGGUUGGGCCGCCAACAUUUUUCGUCGGCCGCCCUCUUUCUCUGUUGUCACCGAACCAAACCCAGUCAACGACUCAGGUAAUGCUAUUCUACCAUUUACAUUUUUCUUAUUUGUCCUUUCCCUGCCUGUAGGGUUUCAUGUUAGUGAUAAGAAGGUAUAAAAGAGUUGAAUUGGUUUUCAUGGGAGUAUUGAUUGAGUUACUCAGAGAUCUGAAUUGAGCAGCAUUUCACCUUUACUGAUUUGGUAUUAAGCAAAUGAGUGCUGUUGUACUUCCUAAACAUGUUGCCGCUGUAUUAAAAUGUCAAAAGAACCCAUUAAGGGCACUAGAAAUAUUCAAUUCAGUGAAAAAGGAACAUGGGUUUAGCCAUAAUUUGUUUACAUACAAAUGUAUUGUUGAAAAGCUUAGUUAUUAUGGAGAGUUCAAGGCAAUGGAAGGUGUCAUUGAAGAAGCCAGGAAGAAUAUUGAUAAUAGGUUGUUAGAAGGGAUGUACAUUACUGCUAUUAGAGGUUAUGGAAAGAAGGGGAAAGUUCAACAGGCGGUAGAUGUAUUUGAGAAGAUGGAUUUUUUCAAUUGUAACCGGUCUGUUCAUUCGUUUAACACAAUCAUGAAUAUAUUGGUUGAACAUGGUUAUUUUAAACAAGCCCAUAAAGUUUAUAUGAAAAUGCUGGAAAAUGGUAUUUCUCCUGAUGUAUAUACCUUUACUAUUAGGAUAAAGUCAUUUUGUAGGACAAAUCGGCCUCAGGUUGCUUUAAGGCUUUUGAAUAACAUGAUUGAUCAAGGAUGUGAAUUUAAUGCAGUCGCAUGCUGUACAGUAAUUGCUGGAUUUUAUGAAGUGAAUUGUCGAGUUGAGGCUUGUGAAUUGUUUGAUGAAAUGCUUAGGCUCAGAAUAACUCCUAAUGUUACUACGUUUAAUAAGCUUAUAUGUACACUUUGUAAGAAGGGGGACGUCCAAGAAAGUGAAAGGCUUCUUAACAAGAUUGUGAAAAGGGGGGUGUUUCCAAAUUUGUUUACAUGUAAUCUCUUAAUACAAGGUCUUUCUGUAAACGGCCAACUACAUGAAGCUGCUAGGAUGUUGGAAGCUUUGAGGAAAGAAGGUUUAAAUGCUGAUCUAGUCACUUAUAACACUCUCAUAUGUGGUUUAUGCAAACACUCAAAGGUUGCUGAAGCUGAGUCUUACUUGCAUAAAAUGGUGAACCGCGGGUUUGAUCCUGAUGCAUUCACCUAUAACACAAUCAUUGGUGCAUAUUGCAAAUUGGGUAUGAUAGAGAAAGCUGACAGAAUCCUUAAUAAUGCAGUUUUUAAAGGUUUUGUCCCCGAUGUGUUUACUUUCUGCUCCCUUGUUUACGGAUUAUGCCAGGAUGGUGAUUUCAACAGAGCCAAGAGUUUAUUUAAUGAAGCCAUAGGUAAAGGUAUGGAGUCUAAUAUAAUCCUCUAUAACACCUUAAUUAAGGGAAUGUGUCAGCAGGGACUUAUCUUAGAAGCAUUGAGAUUGAUUACUGAAAUGCCUGAGAAAAGUUGCAGGCCUAAUACAUGGACAUAUAAUCUGAUCAUCAAUGGGUUGUGCAAGAUGGGUUGUGUAUCUGAUGCUAGUAAUAUCCUGAAUGAUGCCGUGACCAAAGGGAUCCUUCCUGAUAUUUUUACCUUCAACACCUUGAUUGAUGGUUAUUGCAAACAGUCAAAAUUGGCUGAUGCAAUCGAGAUUCUAAAUACAAUGUGGCAUCAUGAUGUUGUUCCAGAUGUGAUAACCUAUAACACAAUGUUGAAUGGACUUUGCAAGCUUAAAACUUCUGAUGAUGUGAUGGAAACCUUCAAAGUCAUGGUGGAAAAAGGGUGUGUCCCAAAUAUAAUCACAUAUAAUAUACUCAUUGAGAGCCUCUGUAAAUCUAGAAAGCUUAUGAAAGCUUUAGAAUUACUUGAGGAUAUUCAAAGCAGGGGUCUUAUUCCUGAUACAGUGAGUUUUGGCACUCUGAUAAAUGGAUUUUGUGAGAAUGAGGAUUUGGAUGGAGCUUAUGAGCUAUUCAAAAGAAUGAAAAGGCAAUAUAAAUAUUCUCAUACUACUGCACCAUACAAUAUAUUAAUCAGUGCAUUUGCUAAAAAGCUGAAAAUGGACAUGGCAAAGAAGCUUUUUCUUGAGAUGAAUGAAUGUGGCUGUCCUCCUGACAACUACACAUACCGUUGUAUGAUAGAUGGUUUCUGCAAGGUCGACAACACUGAAUUUGGAUACAAGUUUUUGCUUGAAAACUUUUCGAAAGAAUUUCUUCCAUCAAAAGAAACAGUGGGACGUGUGAUCAAUUGCCUAUGUGUGAAGAACAGGUUACUCGAUGCAGUUGGUAUCAUUCAUCUCAUGGUGCAUAAGGGUGUUGUCCCUGAUGUGGUCCACACAAUUUUUGAAGUAGAUAAAAAGGAUGUGGCGGCUCCUAAGAUUGUUGUGGAAGACUUGCUGAAGAAGAAUCAUAUCACCUAUUAUGCCUAUGAACUUUUAUACGAUGGGAUAAGAGAUAAAAAGAUUUUGAAGAAAUUAUCAAUGAAGGUAUUGUCUGCUAAGAAGGGACACUCAGGGAAUCCACUACUUUCUUCUGUGGCUGCUGUAACUCAUCAAAGAGCCAUGUUCCAUGGUUCUCCAAAGAGGUCAAAAGCAGCUAUGAAAGCCCUGCGGGAGACCAUAAGGGGUGAGCAACUAUAUUGAAGUCCCUGGUGCUGCUCUGCCCCAAAGAGGAAGAUCAUUGAGAUUGGUGCAGAUCACCUUUCAGGUUUCUGCAAAAGAUAUUUGAGCUAUAAUCCUAUGAUGGUUGUCGAAUCAAGUCCUCAAUACUUUAUUGAUGAAAGGGUCAGUGGCUUACAUGACCUUUCUGUUGAUUUUGAGCAAUAUACAAAAACAUCUAGGUUCUACCACUUUGAGUCCAUCCUAAGAAAAGAGAGUCGCGUAGGAAUAACAUUGUAAGACUUGAUACAUUUUAAAUCUCAAAAUUGAAUAUUUUGGUGAUAUGGCUCCAAAUGAUUUCUUUGUGAAAACCUUUAAUGAACCCUCCAUAGGAAGUUGGGGUAGCAAUAUGUACAGUUUGACAAUUUUCAGAGUCCAUUUUGGACAUUUAGG